GCGGCCCGGGCGGGCUGGCAGCGAGAGUGGGUGCGAGAGCCGCCUCCGCCUCUGCCGCCUCCGCCGUCGCCUCCUCCGCCCGGGCCGUUCGCUGCUGCGCGGGGAGAGCGAGGCGGGGCCGCCGGGGCCGCCAUGGAGCCCGACUCGGUGAUUGAGGACAAGACCAUCGAGCUCAUGUGUUCUGUGCCAAGGUCUUUGUGGCUAGGCUGCGCCAACCUGGUAGAGAGCAUGUGCGCACUGAGUUGCCUGCAGAGCAUGCCCAGUGUCAGAUGUCUCCAGAACACUUCAGUUAUGGAGGAUCAAAAUGAAGAUGAGUCCCCAAAGAAAAAUACUCUUUGGCAGAUAAGUAAUGGAACAUCAUCAGUGAUCGUCUCCAGAAAGAGGCCAUCAGAAGGAAACUAUCAAAAAGAAAAAGACUUGUGUAUUAAAUAUUUUGACCAGUGGUCUGAAUCAGAUCAAGUGGAAUUUGUGGAACACCUUAUUUCACGAAUGUGUCAUUACCAGCAUGGACAUAUUAACUCUUACCUGAAGCCCAUGUUGCAGCGGGACUUUAUUACCGCUUUACCAGAGCAAGGCUUAGACCACAUAGCAGAGAACAUUCUUUCCUACCUGGAUGCCAGAUCUCUGUGUGCAGCAGAGCUGGUGUGUAAAGAGUGGCAGCGAGUGAUCUCGGAAGGAAUGCUUUGGAAGAAGCUGAUUGAACGGAUGGUGCGCACUGACCCUCUGUGGAAGGGACUUUCAGAAAGAAGAGGGUGGGAUCAGUACCUGUUUAAAAACAGACCAACAGAUGGCCCUCCCAAUUCAUUUUAUAGGUCAUUAUACCCAAAGAUUAUCCAGGAUAUAGAGACCAUAGAGUCUAACUGGCGGUGUGGGCGGCACAACCUGCAGCGGAUUCAGUGCCGCUCUGAGAACAGCAAAGGCGUCUACUGCUUACAGUAUGACGACGAGAAAAUUAUCAGCGGCCUGCGAGACAAUUCCAUUAAGAUUUGGGAUAAAACCAGCUUGGAAUGUCUGAAAGUGUUAACGGGCCACACUGGCUCUGUCCUGUGUCUCCAGUAUGAUGAGCGUGUCAUUGUUACUGGCUCUUCAGACUCCACAGUGAGAGUCUGGGAUGUGAACACGGGCGAAGUUUUGAACACGUUAAUCCACCACAACGAGGCUGUGCUCCACUUGCGCUUCAGCAACGGGCUGAUGGUGACCUGCUCCAAGGACCGCUCCAUCGCCGUGUGGGACAUGGCCUCUGCCACCGACAUCACCCUGCGCCGGGUCCUUGUCGGCCACCGGGCUGCUGUCAAUGUCGUGGACUUUGACGACAAGUACAUAGUGUCUGCCUCUGGGGACAGGACCAUCAAAGUCUGGAGCACGAGCACCUGUGAGUUUGUCCGCACUCUGAAUGGGCACAAGCGUGGCAUUGCCUGCCUCCAGUACCGGGACCGGCUGGUUGUCAGCGGGUCAUCAGACAAUACCAUAAGGCUGUGGGACAUUGAAUGUGGUGCCUGUUUGAGAGUCCUCGAGGGACAUGAAGAAUUAGUCCGAUGCAUCCGGUUUGAUAACAAGAGGAUUGUCAGCGGGGCCUAUGAUGGGAAAAUCAAAGUUUGGGACUUGCAAGCUGCUCUCGACCCCCGAGCCCCAGCAAGCACGUUGUGUCUGCGCACAUUGGUGGAACACUCUGGACGUGUGUUUCGGCUACAGUUUGAUGAAUUUCAGAUCAUCAGCAGCUCACACGAUGACACGAUUUUGAUUUGGGAUUUCUUAAAUGUGCCUCCCAGUGCCCAGAAUGAGACCCGUUCUCCCUCCAGAACAUACACUUACAUCUCCAGAUAACAGUCUGCACUUUACCCGUCUCAGGUUAUCCGUUAAUAGAGGGUGAGAAGCCUUCCUUGGCUGUGUCCUUGGAACCGAUGAUCACGUUCAUCUGGAGCAGUAAUCCCAACUGCGAAUUCCGCAAGGCGGCCUCUGCAUUCUGUGCACAUUAAACUUUGUAGAUUGAAGAAACAAUGUUGUGUGUAUUGUACUACGACGUAUGUAAAGACUGUGUUAAUAAAAUUCAUAUUUAUGUACAUUACUUAGUGCUUAGUAGCUUUUUAUCAUUGUAUAUUUUUCUACUUAUUGAAUAUUAGAAAUGUAAAGAAAGUCCAUGUGUAGAAUUGUGACAUUUGUUGGUGAAAAGAUAGGGAAUCACUGGUUUAUAGAUCACUAAGUUUACAUCUUUUCAAAUACUCCUUAUUUCUGCUCCAGGGAGUUUGACUUACUCAAGGGUCAGUAAACUACAGCGAGAGGCCAGAUUUGACCCUCUGCCCAAUCUUCUUUAUCCUUAGUACAGCAGUUUAAGAGUAGUGUUUUGCACUUCAAAUACUUUGAAAAACUUAACAGUAUUAUUUUAAGACAUGUGAAAAUUAUGUAAAAUUCAAAUUCCAGUGCCCAUAAAUAGUUUUAUUGGAAACAGUCAUGUCUGUGUCUGUGAAACCAGGAGUUCCAACAUCUAGCUCUUACCUUCUGUCCUGUAUACGCUCUCCCUCCCCAGCCACAGCUAUUGUCUGUGGCUUUUUUCGUGCUUCAGUGGCAGAAUUGAGUAGUAGUUGCAACAGAGACCAUGUGGCUGACAGCCAUCUAAAAUCUGUACACAUUCUGACCUUUUCAGAAAAGUAUGCUGACCUCUGGUCUUGCCCCAUUGUAUCUAUUAGUGGGAAGCCAGGGGUCUGCAUCAGAAAUGGCCAAUGUGUUUUUUCUUCGUGCCAGCUCAGUUUGAGCAGCAGUGCCUGGUUGGAGUACUGCUGGUCAGUAGGAAGGAUGACGGGACCCCACGUGGACCCAGGAGGACUCAGUGCCACCACAGUUGGCUCUGCCUCCUUGCCUGCAGGAGCUGAGCCACGGUGGUGACCCCUAAGUCACAUACAUCAUUGCUGUUCCUGGUCUCAGGUGUGUUCCUGCUGUAUCUUGUGAUAAUGGCCAUCUCCCUCGCUGCUUUCUCUCUGGAUAGAUUCUUUACAAGUCAGCUGAGAAAUUCACAUGCCACACUUUUUACAUUUAUUAAAUUACAGGAAAUUACAGAGGAAGAAGGCAAGGAUCUCUUGAAUGCUUGCUCAUCCCUGCCCCAGCCUUCCUUCCUCCAAAGACAAAGAAAUACAUGAGGAAGGAGGAAUGGACCUGAAUGAAAACUGGUUUCCUCCUUCCUUCCUGGGAUUUUCUUCUCCCUCUUCAGCCCACCCUUGAUCCUGCUACCAACUGUGGUUGUCUUCGCCCUGCCUCUGCCCUUCACUCGCUCCCUGUAGCCUUCAGGAACAAGGCUUGGCUAGGACUAGCUACUGGGAGUUUCACCCUCUAGCUCUUCCCUUCUGUCCUCUUUGCCCUCCCCCACCCCCGCCACUCAUUCUUCCCUCCCAAAAACGCAGCGCCCCAAUCAGACUGAAUUCUGUCCCAUUCCCCUCAUGACUCCUCAGACCUCUGGACCCUUGCUCCCCUUGCUUGCCUUGUUAGGGCUUUGUAGAGACCAGCACUCCACCUUCUCUCCUUCACCUGAUCUGACUUGGUUUAUUCUUUGGCGUUGAAAUGGUGUGCACGCCUGUCUCUUACAAGGCUGUGGCGCUCCUUUUUGUUCUGGAGCCCCAGUGUCUAACCCCGCACAGUGCACCGUGAGCGCUCACUGGCAUUGGUUGGCCACGUAUGAAAUCUGGGGCCAGCAUGACAUCUUUGUGCCCUUUCUCCUCAGCCAAACAGAAUCUGGCCAUAAAUAAAUAAGUCUGCAUAAGAAAGGGCAGUGUAAUCAUACAGUCACCUUCCACAAAUGUAAAGAGAAUAACUGAGUAAGAAAUUGGAAUAAAUUGUCCAAACUAGCAUAGUCAAAGUACUAGAUAUAUUCUUCAUAUACACAGGUGCCCAUAUGUACAUGUCUCCCUCUGCCCUUUCCCUUUGCUAAUCUCCAUUUUUGUUUUUGAAUCAAUUUUAUUGAGGUGUGAUUUUUAUAAAACAGAUUGUACCCACUUAAAGUAUACUGUGUGACAAAUUUGCAUAUCCCUGCAACUUCCUCCACAGUCCAGAUAAGAACGUUUCUAUCACCCCCAGAGGUUCCCUUGCGUCCUGGAGUCAGAACCUGACCCCACCGUAGCCUUACCAAACACUGACCUUUCUUUCACUAGAUUCGUUUCCAUUUUCCACAGUUGCACCAUCCACUUUGGUAGUCAUGAGCCAUAUGUAGCUCUUAAGCUCGAGAAAUGUGUCCAGUUUGAUUUAGGAACUGAGUUUUUAAUUACAUUUAAAUUGAAUUGGAUUUUUAAUUAUAUUUAAUUAUACUUCAUUUAAACUUAAAACAGCUACAUGUAGCUAGUGACUACCAUGUUUGGACCAGCAUCAUUGUAAGAGCUUAGCUUUGACACUUAGGUCUUUGAUCUUUUUAGAGUUAAUUUUUAUAUAUAGUGUGAGGUGAGAAUAUCAUUGUUCUUGUUUUGUAUACAGCCAUCUAGUCAUUCCAGCUCUGUUGGGUUAAGAGACUAUCCUCUUCCCAUUGAAUUGCUUCAGUACGCUGUCAAAAAGUCAGUUCCCCACUUGUUUGUAGUUGCUUUUCUGGCCUCUGUUCUGUUCUGUGAUCUAUGGCUAUCCUGUUGCCAACACCACACUGUACAAUAAGUCAACUUUAAAAACAUUGUUUUGAUUCUUUUUGAAUCUUUUGAUUCUUUUAGGUCCUUUUGGUUUUCAUACUCAUUUUUGAAUGAAAUUGUCAAAUUCUAUGAAGAUUAUGGGAUUAUGAUCCGAACUGCAUUGAGUCUAAAGAUCAUUUUGGGGAGAAUUUCCAUCUUUAACGAAUGUUGAGUCUUCUGACCCAUAAGCCCAGUAUAUCUCUUGAUCAAUUAAGUCUUCUUCAGUUUCUCUUGAGCAGGGUCUUGGCAGUUCUUAGUGUGAAGUCUUGCACAUCCUUUGUUAAGUUGACUCCAUUCUUAACUUCCAUUCUAAGCUAUACAUUUCUCUCUCUGCGUUGCUUUCGUUGUAUCCCAGUGCCUCUGCCUUUAUUUUUCCCAUGUUGGAGACGUGCGUAAAACAGAACACGGACAGCUCCAGCUGUGCCCGAGCUGAGAUGGACUGGGUCGGAGGAGUGGGUGGAUCACCCAGCAGCUUAAGUGCAUCUCUUUGGUAGUUUUGAAAUGUGCCACUCUGCCAGAGAAGCACACGACACACUCUAAGACGUCAGCAGUGUGUUUUCUCCCCGCUCUGGCAUAUUUGAUAGAUGAAUUAUAGAGCAUAGUAAACCUUCACAAAUUGGACAGCUUUUACAGACUCCACGAAACUGCCCUGAAAUGUGGUUCCUUUGAUUGAGAGAUGAAAUAAUGAUCACCAGGGCUCGCUGUCUCAUUGGCUCUGGUGGAAAGAAAGCUGAGGUGUUACUUCUUCUAGCCCCUCCUCUCACCCCUUUUCUGGGAGCCUAAGAACAACUGCGUUGUUGUGAUCCACAAUGACAAACCAGUGGAAAAAUCUUAUCUGCUUUUUAAGCAGCACAAGCAUUGAGACCUCAAAUGUGUUUGUCUCUUCAAAGUGAACUACUUUUGACAACUUUGGCAGUCAACUUUAUAAACUUCAUUGCUCUUUUCCAAGUUCUUUUCAUUUAUUGUAACAAGGAAAAAUUACUACCAUGUGAUACUGUAAGAUUUAUGCAUAAUAAGAAGCACUACCAUAAUGAUGAUUUAACCUUGCUGUAAGUACUAUAUUUACCCCUAAAAUAUAAGGUAAGAGUAUUUCUGUGUCGGGAAAUUAAGCAGUAGAUUUAUUUGCUGAGUCAUUUUUUAAAAAAUUACUGACUUCUAAGAGCUAUGUAUGCAGUAGCUCUCUUUUUUAUUAGAAGACAAUAUAGGAUCAUUAUUUGGAAAUUAGUAAAAGUUGGUAAGCCAAAAGAAGAUAAUAAAUUCCUUGGUUUGCUAUUGUUAACUCCUUUGUAUGUAGCCUUUCAGGCUUUUAAAAAUUGUGGUUGAUAACUGUGCUGCUCUCCCCCACCCUCCCUUAUUGUGAAAUUAUUGCCUGUUAGCAAGGUCACUGUUUAUCUAAAUUAUUGUUCCUAAUGGCAAAAUAAAAUUUGAUUGUUUGGA
Messenger RNA from Capra hircus (goat), 6071 nucleotides. RefSeq names its product F-box and WD repeat domain containing 11 (gene FBXW11). The transcript has 14 exons. Gene Ontology annotation, molecular function: protein dimerization activity. The record is from RefSeq and is a predicted model, not a curated record. Bases 133 to 1824 code for a protein of 563 amino acids. NCBI's taxonomy places the organism in Eukaryota, Metazoa, Chordata, Mammalia, Artiodactyla, Bovidae.